Molecule: messenger RNA, 1212 nt
Organism: Ustilaginoidea virens
Lineage: Eukaryota; Fungi; Ascomycota; Sordariomycetes; Hypocreales; Clavicipitaceae
Exons: 2
Coding region: 1-1212 (403 amino acids)
Biological process (GO): phosphatidylcholine biosynthetic process; phosphatidylethanolamine biosynthetic process
Cellular component (GO): cytoplasm
Molecular function (GO): ethanolamine kinase activity; choline kinase activity
Source: RefSeq, a predicted model, not a curated record
AUGUCGCCUGCCGCCCCUGCCGAACAUGGCGACGUCCGCUUCAUUCCCCUAAGCUACGACAACAGCGACUCCCAACGCUCUGCCAUCAGGCUGAUCCUCACGCUCCUGCCUGAAUGGGCCAAAGACGAGGCCCAUGUCGACUUCGUCCGGUUCACCGACGGAAUCACCAAUACUCUGCUCAAGGCUGUCAAUCGCCGUCCAGGUCUAUCCAAAGCCGACAUGGAACGCGAAGCCGUCUUGCUCCGUGCCUACGGAAACGGUACCGAUGUCCUGAUCGACCGUGAACGCGAAGCCGCAAAUCACGAACUGCUCAUGCAUUACAAUCUAGCCCCCCAGCUCCUUGCUCGCUUCGGCAACGGCAUGCUCUACCGCUUCAUCCCCGGCGCAGUUGCUCAGCCAAAGGACCUCGCCGAUCCCCCCAUUCUCAGAGCCAUUGCGCGAAGGCUCGCUCAGUGGCACGCCACCGUGCCUUGCAUUCCCGACUCUUCGCUCCGCCGAAAAGGUUCUUGCAACGGCGACAGCUCCAACGAUGCCCUCAUAGCCAAGGCCGCGGCGGGAAAACCCAUCCCAACUGUGUGGACGACGAUGCAGAAGUGGAUCUUGGCGUUGCCCACAGACACCGAACCGCGCCGCGAGAGAAAGGCCCUGUUACAGAAGGAGCUGGGGGAGUUGAUUGAACGCCUGGGCCAGCGACCUGGCUUGGGACACGACGGGCUCGUCUUUGCCCACUGCGAUCUUCUUUGUGCCAAUGUCAUCAUUCACCGUGACAACGAGGCGGAGCCCUCCGUUAGCUUUAUCGACUACGAAUACGGAACGCCAUCGCCAGUGGCAUUUGACAUUGCCAAUCAUUUUGCCGAAUGGGUGGGCUAUAACUGCGACUACUCCGCCAUUCCUACCCAUCCUCAGCGCCUUGCCUUCAUCCGCGAGUACAUCAGCACGUAUGCCAAACUGUCGGGUGACAUGAUGGACGAGGAAGCGGAAACCCGCAAGUUGAUGGACGAAGUGGAUCUUUUCCGUGGUGUUCCAGGCUUCUUCUGGGGUAUCUGGUCCCUGAUUCAGGCAACAAUCUCACACAUCGAUUUCGACUACGCCUCCUAUGCCGAGGAACGGCUAGGAGAAUACUGGGCUUACAAAAGUGAAGUCGACGGCAGCCGUGCAGCCUCUGGAAAGGAACCUUCGCUACGAGAAAGGCGUUGGGCAAGCGAUGAGUGA